AUGCAUCGCACGCACCGGAUCACGGAUCUGGCCAUGCGCGUGGCCUCGUUUGCGUCUUUCGCGGCGUCCGCGACGACGACGACGAAGCCAUCAACGGCGACGCGCAUCCACAUCGGCUCCUGCUCGGACACGGAGGAGUUCCAGCCCAUGUGGUCGACGCUGCGCCGGCGGCGCGGCGACGCCUUCUUCUGGGGCGGCGACAUCGUCUACGGCGACCGCUUCUCGCCCGAGGUCGAGCGCCUGCCCGCGACGUACCGCGCCGCGCAGGAGCUCCUCGGCGCGCUGCGCCCGACGCCGGCGAACGCGUCCAUGCUCCAGGCGCUCUACGGCAAGCAGAAGCGCGAGUCGGGCUACGCGGCCUACGCCGCGUCGCUGGCCGUCGUCGACGGCAUCUGGGACGACCACGACUUCGGCGUCGACAACGCUCACGGCGGCACGCUCGACGGCGCGACGAAGGACGCGCACAAGGCCGCGCUCCUCGACUUCCUCGACCGGCUCUUCGAGGCCCUCGCGCGGCACAACGCGACGGCCUUCCUCGUCUCCGGCGACGUCCACUUCGCGGAGCUGAGCGCCUACGCCUGCGAGGGCGGCGGGCGGCGGCGCGCGGUCGCGGAGCUCACGACGUCGGGGCUGUCGCACGCGUGGGGCUCGCGGGACCCGGCCUUCUACGACUCGCGCGCGCUGCACCGCUUCAAGCACUUCGCCAUGGUCGUCCACCAGUUCAUCCUCCGCCGCUUCGUCUGGACCUACCAGCUCCCGGGGGGGCGGUACCACCUGGGCCUCAACGCCGGCGAGCUCGACGUCGACGCGGAGGCCGGGACGCUCGUCGCGCGCGCGCUCGACCACCGGGGCCGCGUCGCGCUGGAGCGCACCUGGGCCUUGGAGGAGCUGCACGUCGGCGCCCUCGGCGCCGGGCCCCUGGCCUGCGCGCCCGUCCGCGGCGCCGCGUCGCGGCCCGCGGCGGCGCUCGGCUUCGCCGCGACCUACGCGGUCGUCGCCGCGCCCGUGGUCCUCUACCUCGCGCUCACGCUCGCCCUCGCCUACCGGGUCCUCCGCUGCGUCUGGGCGACGCUCUCGCCCGACCGCCUCAGCCGCGCGCGGAGCCUCUCGGACCUCGUCUUUCUCGUCUGA
Aureococcus anophagefferens is the source of this 1131-nucleotide messenger RNA. RefSeq lists its product as hypothetical. Lineage: Eukaryota; Pelagophyceae; Pelagomonadales; Pelagomonadaceae. The transcript is spliced from 2 exons. Bases 1 to 1131 code for a protein of 376 amino acids. The record is from RefSeq and is a predicted model, not a curated record.